AUGCUCCUUCGACCCUCUUCAAUCCGGCUGAGCUAUCUCACUGAAUUCGCACUGUGCACGCACCACUCAGUCGCUCCCACUCGUGCCUUCCACUGCUUGCUUGCGCUCUCGCCCUCCUCCUCCUCUCGCCGCUCUCACAGGCGGCACCAAGGGACCCUCCCGAGGUGUGUGACAGCAGCAUCCCUCGCCUUCUUCCCUCUGCCAGCACACCUACAGGCCGGCAGCAGCAGAAAGCAUGGAGGAGCAGUGGAAGCAGCGUGGGCGAGUGGGAGAGGCGAGUGGUGGGAUGACGCACGGCCUGGGCUGGCCCUGCUGACCACUGCCCUCGCCCAACCUCCCGGCAGAACCAGCGCGACCGACCGUGCUGUCUCUGAGUGGCGCUGCGGCAGCAGGAGGAGUGUGGCGGCAAGGAGAGGCGCAUGGCCGUGGCGCAUCAUGGCGGAGUGGAGGGCUGGUGGGGGCGGCUGCAGAGCGGGAGGCGCGGCAGCAGCAGCUACAUGGGAGGGAGGAGGGAGGCGGGUUGGAGUGCAGAGGAGGAGGGAGCAGCAGCACCAGCAGCGCCGUCUUUCAGAAGGGAAGCGGGAGGCGCGGCAGCAGCAGCAGAUACAAGGCAGGGAGGAGGGAGGCGGGUUGGAGUGCGGAGAAGGAGGUCACCAGCAGCGCCUUCUUUCAGAAGGGAAGCAGGAGGCGCGGCAGCAGCAGCUACAUGGGAGGGAGGAGGGAGGCGGGUUGGAGUGCGGAGGAGGAGGGAGCAGCAGCACCAGCAGCGCCUUCUUUCAUAAGGGAGGCGGAUGGAGGCGGGUUGGAGUGCGGAGGAGGAGGGAGCAGCAGCUGUCACCAACAGCGCCUGCUUUCACAAGAGACUCCGCCCUUUGCGCCGUCCGCGCCCUCCGUGCUUAG
This is a messenger RNA of Closterium sp. Naga37s-1, 900 nucleotides long. Lineage: Eukaryota; Viridiplantae; Streptophyta; Zygnematophyceae; Desmidiales; Closteriaceae. The record is from the annotation of a GenBank genome assembly.